Macadamia integrifolia is the source of this 1521-nucleotide messenger RNA. RefSeq lists its product as uncharacterized. The coding region runs from base 1 to 1521 and encodes 506 amino acids. The record is from RefSeq and is a predicted model, not a curated record. NCBI's taxonomy places the organism in Eukaryota, Viridiplantae, Streptophyta, Magnoliopsida, Proteales, Proteaceae. The transcript has 2 exons.
AUGAGCUUUUCAGCUGCGAUUGGGCUUGCCCGCCUUUAUGAGGCCAAGAUUCAAUAUAUAAAGCAUGCAGCACCAACGGAGCCAAAAAAGAUCUUCACAAACCCACCUAGUUCAAGUCGCACCACCAUGCCAAUCAAAAAAAUGUCACCAACUGAUUUAAGGGAGCGACAAUCCAAGGGCUUGUGCUUCAACUGCAAUGAGAAAUGGAACCCCAGCCACCGUUGUAAAAAGCUCUUUUUAAUUGAAGGCAUGGGAUCAGAAGGUGAGGAAGAUGAGGUUGCUGUGAAUGAAGAAUCAGAAGACGAAGUGCCAAAAAUAUCUAUCCAUGCCAUCUCAGGAGCACGGAAUCCUCAAACCAUGCAAGUCCAAGGGAGGUUGGGUCAAAAAGGGGCAACUUUUCUGAUUGAUUCGGGUAGUACCCACAAUUUUCUAAAUACUCAUAUCGCUAACAAAAUGGGGUUGGUUCCUAAUGGUGAAGGAGAAUUUGAAGUUGCAGUGGCCAAUGGGGAAAAGUUGAGAAGCUCAGGACGUUGCAAGGGGAUGAAUAUGACUCUACAAGGAAUCCCAAUUGUAGUAGAUCUUUAUCUAUUACUGUUGGAGGGAUACGACGCUGUCCUAGGAGCCCAAUGGUUGAGAAUUGAGAAUGUCAUUCAACAUGGGUGGACAAAUGGGCACUUACUCCAUAUUUACUCACUAUCAUUGCAUGACAAUCAUGAUACUGAAUUGUCUCAUUCUCAUACUUCUAAUGGUUGUACUAAUUCCAAUUUUCAGCAGCUAUUGCAGUCUUAUGAGGACGUGUUCCAAGAGCCAAAGGGACUUCCUCCUCAGCGUGCUCAAGAUCAUAGAAUCCCGUUAAAGGAAGGAAGUGGCCCGGUCUCUAUCCGUCCUUACCGUUACCCUCAUUUCCAAAAGAAUGAGAUUGAGAAGGUGGUGGCAGAUUUAUCAAAGACAGGCGUAAUUCGUCCAAGCACUAGUCCAUAUUCUUCACCCGUCUUGCUCAUUAAGAAACAAGACAACUCAUGGCGUAUGUGCGUGGAUUACAGAAUGCUUAACCAGUCAACAGUGAAAGAUAAAUUUCCUAUGCCUAUGAUCGACGAAUUGUUGGACGAGUUACAUGGGGCUAAUUAUUUUACUAAACUCGAUUUAAGAUCGGGUUAUCACCAAAUUCGCAUGCACCCGGGGGACGUUGAGAAGACGACAUUCCGCACGCACCAUGGCCACUAUGAAUAUUUGGUGAUGCCAUUUGGAUUGACGAAUGCCCCUUCAACUUUUCAAGCUCUAAUGAAUUUUAUUUUCAAAGAGUAUCUCCGUAAGUCUUUAUUGGUGUUUUUUGACGACAUUUUAAUUUAUAGUAAGACUUGGGAUGAGCAUUUGGAGCACGUGAGAAAUAUUUUUUCUAUUUUGAGAUCUCACCAAUUGUAUGCAAAAAGAGAAAAAUGUAGUUUUUGUCAAGCACAGGUGAAGUACUUGGGGCACAUUAUAUCAGUAAUGAAGGAGUGUCAGUGGACCCAGAAAAGAUAA